Messenger RNA from Thlaspi arvense, 423 nucleotides. Lineage: Eukaryota; Viridiplantae; Streptophyta; Magnoliopsida; Brassicales; Brassicaceae. The record is from the annotation of a GenBank genome assembly.
ACGCCAUGCAAAUAUCCGGGGAAGAACAUUGCCUUCCAUGUAAAUGAAGGACCAACAGACUACUUGCUUUCCCUUCUGGUGGAGUUUGAAGAUGGAGAUGAGGACAUCGGAUCCAUGCACAUUAGAGAGUCAAAAGAAACUUUCAUUCCCUUCGAAAGUGAAAGCAAGGGCAGCUCGGCUCUAAAGAAGUUCCAAGGCCUAAAAAGCAAGUUCCACAGAGUGGACGGAGAUGAAGCACCUGUGGGGAGCAAAUUGGUGCAUAAUAGGGGGGCCCCUGAGAGUUUGGCGACGCUUUCCACCUUAAGAACCCUCUCAGCACGGGACGUGAUUCCAAGGAACUGGUCUCCUAAAGCCACCUACACCUCUCGCCUCAACUUCUACUUGAUCAAAAGAGAAGAACGUGGGGGGAUAAAGAAGGCGAUC